UUAGAGUACACGAUAUGAAGAUAUCCGUUCAGUAGAUAAUAAAAAUGGCUAGCUGCGACGAAGUAUUCUCUCCCUGUGGGAAGAACCUGUUUUGUGCCGCUGACAAUAUCUGCCGUCUUACAUGUGAAGACAUCCCAGGUGAAUGCAAACCUCCCUGUGAGAUUCUAACCUACGUUGUCAUACUGUUGAUGAUGGUAGCUUUGUGUUUAACCAUCCUCUCGGGCGGCCUCUGUCUUUAUCGUGCCAGUCACAAGAAGAUCGAACGGGUGAUGGCCAAAUACCAACUGAAAGACGAAAAGGAACUGGAGAAGGCUCUAGAGAGCUCCCAAAAUCAGCCAGGAAUGGGGAACGGCGGCUUUGAUAACAUUUCAAACAAUGAGAGUACCGGAGGUGAGACAGUGGUGGUGGUGGUGUAAAUCCGAGAUAUAGGACGGCAUUGAUUUAGUUUACAUGACCUCGAACAUGGAUGUUACAUCCCAGAUAUCGAACAACCUUAUUUUUUCGAAAUCCAGGACCUUUGGCGGUCUUGAUUAAAUCACCUCCGAAAUUUUGGGUGGCGUUGGUAAACCCGAAAUAGACUGUUUGACUUCGUUUGGUAGUAAUUUGCCGAAUACACAGUGUGUGUCCUCCAUGCUUAUUUUAAGGAAAAUGAUCUUAACGAUGUCUUCGAAAGCUACGAUGCUGAACUGUUGGAUUCAACCCUGCCUAAAUUUUACACAGAGGCUCGCGUAAAAGAUCAGAACCAUGAGGUUUUUUUUUAAUUCAUUGUUGAAGUAUAUAAUAAAACAGUUAUGGGCUUUUCACCAGCAUA
Messenger RNA from Mizuhopecten yessoensis (Yesso scallop), 811 nucleotides. RefSeq lists its product as uncharacterized. The coding region runs from base 45 to 416 and encodes 123 amino acids. The transcript is spliced from 4 exons. The record is from RefSeq and is a predicted model, not a curated record. Lineage: Eukaryota; Metazoa; Mollusca; Bivalvia; Pectinida; Pectinidae.